ACCACUGCUUCAGCUCUCUGUGACAACAGCAGACAACAAUAUACAGAUCCGUGCAACCACAGUAAAAUAGUAGUAAUGGCACGAGGAAGAGGAAGGACUCUGAGGAUUAUGUUCCUGUUGACACUCUGUCUGCAAGACUUCACUGGUCAAUGCCAAGUUUCAGGGCAGCUCUCUGACCUGAGGAUAGUUCUGGUGGGGAAGACUGGAUCAGGGAAGAGUGCAACAGGAAACACCAUCCUGGGGAGGGAGGGGUUUAAAGAAGACUCCUCCCCUGAGUCUGUUACCUCACACUGUAUGAAGCAGAGUGGAGUGGUGGCUGGAAAGAAGAUUAAUGUGAUUGACACACCAGGACUCUUUGACACAAAAUUGACUGAUACRGAAAUGAAAAGUGAAAUAGAAAAGGCCAUCUACAUGUCAGUCCCAGGACCCCAUGUGUUCCUGCUGGUGAUCAGACUGGGGGUAAGGUUCACAGAGGAGGAGCAGAACACUGUUAAGUGGAUCCAGGAGAACUUUGGAGAAGAAGCCUCAAUGUACACCAUCUUGCUGUUCACACAUGGAGAUCAACUGAAGGGAAAAUCAGUGGAGGAGUUUCUGGCUGAGAGCAAAGAKCUACGGAAACUCAUCAAUAUSUGUGGGGGCAGAUAUCACUCCCUAAWYAAUGACAAGAGAARAGACAACACUCAGGUUACAGAGCUGCUGRAGAAGAUAGAGRAGAUGGUGAAGAAGAAUGGAGGAAAACACUACACCAAUGAGAUGUACCAGGCGGCCCAGAUAAAGAUCGAAGAAGAGGAGGAGAGGAAGAAACAGGAAGAGGAUAAGAUAGAGAAAGAGAGGCAACAGAAGGAGAGAGAAAGGAUCAAAAGAGAAGAAAUAUUGUCUCGAUGCAAGAUAUCAGCAUUGGUCAGUUCGGCCGUAUUGGGGUGGGGAUACAAAUUCUCCUCUCCAUUGUGGUUAGCAGCAGGGUCUGUAUCAGCCAUUUUUGAAGGUUAUCAAUGCAUGGACGCCUAUUUCAAUUGGGGCGGUUCUGACUCAAAAGAGCACGAGGAAUAGAACUUCACCAUCUCAGAUUGUUCUGAAGUUAAGAUUAGUUUUCAAGCUAUUUUUUGGGGGGGGUGGAAAUAUAAUUUGAUCACUGAGAAAUUAAGCUAAUUGACUGCACACAAAUUGGCUAUUUUAAUUGAUAAGAUAUUCAAUAAAUAUACACUAUAUAUACAAAAGUAUGUGGACACGCCUUCAAAUUAGUGGUUUUGGCUAUU
Molecule: messenger RNA, 1256 nt
Organism: Salvelinus sp. IW2-2015
Lineage: Eukaryota; Metazoa; Chordata; Actinopteri; Salmoniformes; Salmonidae
Product: GTPase IMAP family member 8-like
Molecular function (GO): GTP binding
Source: RefSeq, a predicted model, not a curated record